Sparassis crispa is the source of this 543-nucleotide messenger RNA. RefSeq lists its product as hypothetical. Bases 1 to 543 code for a protein of 180 amino acids. Lineage: Eukaryota; Fungi; Basidiomycota; Agaricomycetes; Polyporales; Sparassidaceae. The record is from RefSeq and is a predicted model, not a curated record. The transcript has 3 exons.
AUGUUCGUUCCAGAUUUGAUGCAUGAGUUUGAGCUAGGAGUAUGGAAGGCCAUCUUCACUCACCUCCUUCGCAUCCUCUACGCCGUUGGUGAGGAUGCGAUUCAGAAAUUUGAUGAGCGGUUUCGCAAAGUACCCACCUUUGGGCGCGACACGAUUCAGCGAUCCAGCACCAAUGUAUCCGCCAUGAAGAAAUUAGCUGCGCGUGACUUCGAGGACAUCCUCCAGUGCUGUAUCCCGGUGUUCGAAGGUCUAAUCCCCUCUAAGAAAUACAACAACAUUGUCCUAGAUCUGCUCUUCGAACUCGCAAAUUGGCAUGCCCACACAAAGCUCUGUCUGCACACGGAACACACUCUUCAGGUAUUUGAACGUGCGAUGACUACACUUGGCGCAGCCGUUCAUCACUUCAGGAAAACUGUGUGUUCAGCGUUUGCGACGAGGGAGCUUCCGAAGGAGACUGCAGCAAGGGGCCGUCGCAAGGCGACAUUGGUGACACGCACUGGUGGUCAUGGCCGACCAUCUUUGAAUGCAGUCGAUCCGAAAUGA